UGAGCCGUCGACGGUGCUGUCUGAUCUGAACCCGAUGGCUCGACCAUGGACUCCGGAGCGGGACCCCACUCCAGAGGAUGAAAGGUGUUUAUUUGUUACAUUCUCCAGGGGAUACCCUUUGACCAGAGGCGAGAUCAUUGACUUCUUUACACAGAACUGGGGUGAUUGCGUGGAGAACGUGUACGUGGAGACUUCAAUGGCUCAAGAGGGCCCUCUGUACGGACGGGUGAUAUUCAAUACGCGGUCGAUGAUAUCCCUCGUUUUGAAUGGGCUAGAGAAGGUGAAGUUCAGCGUAAAUGGAAAACCGCUGUGGGCGAGAAUGUAUAGGCCUAGGCGAGUGCACUCCUAAUCUCUGUUUAAGGCAAGCUCUUUGGGACCGGAAUUAUCUAAAACACCUAGGCUCUUUGGGCCCACAUGCUUUGUCUGUGAAAUCCACUCCGUCCAUCAUGUUACCACACUUUUAUGGUUGUGGCCCACCUGAGUUUUUGAUCCGGAUGAAUUUUUUUUGUUCCCUUCUUCUUGUUGAGUCACUGAGUCACACCUCAUGAAUGGUUUUGAUAAAAGAUACUCAACAAGAUGGUGACAAACACAAACCAAUGGUCAACAUCCCAUCUCAUUUUUUACUUGUGGUGUGGCCAAACUCAGUUGUGGAUCUUGAUGAUUUUUCAUCCAAUGGCCUAGCAUGGAGGAAUGCAUGCCUGAAGAUGGAGUUGAUUUUGCAUAUACAACAUGGUGGGCCUAAAAAAGCCUGAGUGUUUUACGUAUCCGGUCAUACGGUAGGGAGGUGAUUUUUAGACACCCUACUCUGGAUAGUGAAGGAUGCCAUCAGCCGCACAUCACGACAAAUUCAAUUGGCCAUUGCAGUUUAUGUUGAAUCUGAACCACUGCUACACUGUCUCUAAGCAUCCAUUUUCCAUUAUUUGUGGGCCAAGGAAGAAUCACGAGGAGCCCUGCCUGAUAAACGGUUUGGAUCUCACACUAAUUGUAGGACACUUGAGUUUGUCAAACCUAUACGUGUGGCUGCAAACAGCCUUCGACAUAUUGAUUCAACCACCUUGUAAAUGUCACGUAUGUAGGCAUAAAAC
Molecule: messenger RNA, 1085 nt
Organism: Magnolia sinica
Lineage: Eukaryota; Viridiplantae; Streptophyta; Magnoliopsida; Magnoliales; Magnoliaceae
Exons: 2
Coding region: 35-349 (104 amino acids)
Source: RefSeq, a predicted model, not a curated record